Molecule: messenger RNA, 2909 nt
Organism: Dryobates pubescens (Downy woodpecker)
Lineage: Eukaryota; Metazoa; Chordata; Aves; Piciformes; Picidae
Gene: CD2AP
Product: CD2 associated protein
Exons: 18
Coding region: 164-2086 (640 amino acids)
Cellular component (GO): cytoplasm; plasma membrane; cell leading edge
Molecular function (GO): protein binding
Source: RefSeq, a predicted model, not a curated record
GAGUGACGGGUCGGGUCUGCUAGCCGCUUCUUUCCCGGGCCGCCGGCGGCUCGGAGCUGCCCCUUUCAUUCUCGCAGGGGCGCGGAUGGAGCCAUCGUGCCCUGCCUGAGCGCUUCGGCGGGACCGGGAGCCGCUCCGCCGAGUCCGGGCGGGCAGGCGCAGCAUGGUGGACUAUAUUGUGGAGUAUGACUAUGAUGCAGUGCAUGAUGAUGAGUUAACGAUCCGAGUUGGGGAAGUCAUCAGGAAUGUGAAAAAACUUGAAGAAGAAGGAUGGUUAGAAGGGGAGCUAAAUGGCAAGAGGGGCAUGUUCCCUGACAAUUUCGUGAAGGAAGUUAAGAAGGAUGUAGAGCCCAAGGAUGAUGCUGUACCGGUCAGAAGGGAGAAAUCUGGCAAUGUAGCCAGUCUUGUGCAACGUAUGAGCAGCUAUGGGCUUCCAGCAGGAGGAUUUCAACCUCAUCCCCCGUCCAAAAACUUCAAGAAGAGGUCCAAGAAGCGGCAGUGCAAAGUGCUCUUUGAAUAUGUCCCACAGAACGAGGAUGAGCUGGAACUCAAACUGGGGGAUGUGAUCGACAUCAAUGAAGAGGUAGAAGAUGGCUGGUGGAGUGGAACACUAAAUGGCAAGGCAGGGUUGUUCCCUUCAAACUUUGUGAAAGAAUUGGAAUUGACAGAUGAUGGAGAAGCACAGGAUGCUCUGGAUGACACAGAGUCUGUUUUCAGUAAUCCUACCUCACCUGUGGCAUCUCCAGGAAAUGGGAGUGAACCUGGAUCCGGACCAGCACAGCCAAAGAAAAUCAGAGGCAUUGGGUUUGGAGAUAUCUUUAAAGAAGGCUCAGUGAAACUUAAGACAAGAUUAUCCAGUAAUGAAUCGGAAGAGAAAAAGCAAGAUAAGCCAUUACCUAAUCAUCCCCCGGGAACAAAGCUGAUUCAUUUUCCCAGUACAACAAAAACUGAAAACACAUCAGAAGCAGCAAAAUCUGAAACUGAAAGUAAAUCAAAAGCCAAGGAAUAUUGCAGGACAAUAUUUUCCUAUGAAGGUUCAAAUGAUGAACUCAGCUUUAAAGAAGGCGAGAUCAUUCAAAUAAUCAGUAAGGACACUGGAGAGCCAGGCUGGUGGAAAGGAGAACUCAAUGGUAAAGAAGGAGUCUUCCCAGAUAAUUUUGCUGUUCAAAUACAAGAGUCUGAUAAAGACUUCCCUAAGCCAAAGAAACCUCCACCUCCAGCUAAAGGUCCAGCUCCAAAGCCUGAGUUGCCAGCUGGAGAGAGGAAGCUCCCUUCUUUGAGGCCUGAAGAAAAAGAUGAAAGAGGAGCUUCAGAUCAGAAGCCUUUGAAGCCACAGGCUCCUCAAGUACCACCUAAGAAGCCUGUUCCUCCAAGCAAGACUAACUACUUACUGAGAGCAGGGCUGCUGCACCCAAAGGGUCCAGAUAAACCAGUUUUGCCAUCACCUGUAUCCAAAUCUAAUGGAGAAGUUGUUUCUCUUCGACCGAAAUCUGAAGUUGAGCCAGUAGCAAAACCAAAGUUAGACUCAGAACCAUUACCACUGAGACCAAAAUCGGUAGAGGUAGAUUCACUUGUGGUAAAAGAAUCAGAUCUGUUAAGCUUCGAUGAUGUAAUAGCUACCUCAGAUAAUCUCUCGCAUCCUACUGCAAACCGACCCAAGAUGCCUGGUAGGAGGCCACCUUCACGUUUCAUUAGCAGUUGUAGUAGUCCUGUGAGUCAAAAUGUGAGUCCAGAAAAAAGUUUGAAGGUGCAGAAAGAAGAAGAAAGUGCCAAACCAAAGCCAGUUGAAACAAAAAAGCCAUCUGCAUUCAGCCCACUAGUUCCAUCUUCAUCUCAGAGACCAAGUUCUGCUAUACUAAACUUUCUUGCUGGAGACAUCCAACAUAAAGGAGAAACAGAGGAAAACAUUUCUGUGGAAGAGCUCAGGACUCAGAUUAAUGAUUUGAUGAGUUUAGUGGAUGCACUGAAGAAAGAACAUGGGAGAGAACUGGAAAAAAUAAAGAAGGAUUUGCAAGAAGAGAAACUGUUGCGAAGUAAUCUGGAGCUUGAAAUAGAAAAAUUGAAGAAAGCAAUGAUGUCUCCAUGAGACAGCUAUGGAAUCAAUGUUUUUAACUCGCCAGGAAUUCAAAGUGAAACGCAAGGAGAACUGACUCUUACUUCAUAAUGAGGGAUGCUGGUGUUCUACAGAUGUAAAGAGAAAAAUACAGAAAAAAUAAAAGGAAUAUAGUCUUUUAUGCAGAGAAAUACAAAAACAAAAAGAAGAAUGGUGUAAUAUUUUUUUUUGCCAAUAUAAAAGAGGCCUUAUUUCUUACUGUGCUGGAACUGCAGACCUUAUUUUUGGGUUUGCUUGAGAAUACUACUGAAUCUGUAUAGAAAGAGGGAAUUCUUCAUAGAUUUUUAUUGAAUACCUGUAGCUUAAUUUUUAAAGAGAUCUAUGCUAUAAAUAGGGUGAUUUAUUCUUUACAGCUACUCUGUAAAAUAGUCUGUUGGGAGGGAUGGGAUAACUGUAUUGUAAUUGUAGUCACUACUCUUCCCCUACGAGCAAAAGGGAAUACAUGAUGUUUGUCUAAUUUUGGCAGUCUUACCCAGGGUUAUGCUGUUGUGCCUGUCUGCAGUGAGAAUAUUAAUAUCCUGUGUAUAAGUUGAGUAAUGAGAUAGGAAUUUGUAAAUGCAAUGAAGCAGGUGAAACUCCUAUGCAUUGUAGGAAGAAAGAAUGAUCUAAUUUGAGUAGUUUAGCAGAACCUUUUGUCACUUGCACUAUUGGAUUGGAAAGGGAUUUAGGACUGAAUCAUGAUGUUAGGACAAAUUUAACUUUUAAAACCACAAAAUGCAAGAAAUACAGAAACAAGAUUAGAAUCCAGUCUUAACUCAACCUGUUGUGCCUAAACUAUUGCAGCAUACAGCAUGAA